AUUGACACCGUCCACAUAGCGUGCAAAUGAUGAUCAGAUUUUGAAGAUAAGCAAAUCAACUCAUUGCUUGUGCGAUAAGGGACAGAAGCAUUUCCGGUGGACAAAAUACAAAAAAUGAACUGUGCAAAUGCAGUAAUAUGGAUUAGUCUGAUGAGUUUCAUUAGUUCCGGAUUGUUAGCGGAACAAAGUAAACGGAAUCAUCUGAAUACUUUAAAUUCAGUCAACCAUGAAUUGGAGCUGGAAUUCAACUACAUGGAUGUCAAUAACAAUAGCCUGAUAGAGCUGGACGAAUUUGAUGCCGUCAUAAAUGUGCAAGAUGCUGACAAAAACGGAUGUGUAUCUCUAAAUGAGUUUCUUAGAUAUCACUAUGGAAACGAACUGAAACAAGCAUGGAAUCUUUUCAAUCAUUAUGAUCAUGAUCAGGACGGAUGUCUGGAGCUUUAUGAUAUGAUAGAUGAAUACUCUGAGAUUGAUGUCAACCCAAAAGAUGGAGAAGUUACGCUCAAUGAGCUAGAGGAGUACUAUGACAAGUUGUUCAAACAGAUUGGAAUGAUACCACAAGCCUGAAGUUAAAGAUUUAUUGAUGGAGUGACACUGUAUUUUUAAAUUGUUUAUACUUUGAUUUGUUUGGCUUUAAUUCGUAGAGUAAACGUGAAAUGCAA
Ruditapes philippinarum (Manila clam) is the source of this 662-nucleotide messenger RNA. RefSeq lists its product as uncharacterized. Gene Ontology annotation, molecular function: calcium ion binding. Lineage: Eukaryota; Metazoa; Mollusca; Bivalvia; Venerida; Veneridae. Bases 115 to 567 code for a protein of 150 amino acids. The transcript has 6 exons. The record is from RefSeq and is a predicted model, not a curated record.